Molecule: messenger RNA, 11653 nt
Organism: Apodemus sylvaticus (European woodmouse)
Lineage: Eukaryota; Metazoa; Chordata; Mammalia; Rodentia; Muridae
Gene: Vps13c
Product: vacuolar protein sorting 13 homolog C
Exons: 83
Coding region: 62-11182 (3706 amino acids)
Biological process (GO): mitochondrion organization; protein retention in Golgi apparatus; protein targeting to vacuole
Cellular component (GO): extrinsic component of membrane
Source: RefSeq, a predicted model, not a curated record
CCAGGCCCUCCCCUGCGCGCUGCGUUCCGGCUCCUCCCUCUCCCGCCUCCUGGUCCCCGCCAUGGUGCUGGAGUCGGUGGUCGCUGACUUGCUGAACCGCUUCCUAGGGGACUACGUGGAGAACCUGAACAAGUCCCAGCUAAAGCUGGGGAUCUGGGGCGGUAAUGUGGCUUUAGAUAAUCUGCAGAUAAAAGAAAAUGCUCUGAGUGAAUUGGAUGUUCCUUUCAAAGUCAAGGCUGGCCAAAUUGAUAAAUUAACUUUGAAGAUUCCUUGGAAAAACCUUUAUGGAGAAGCAGUUGUUGCCACCCUAGAAGGAUUAUACCUGCUUGUGGUCCCUGGAGCAAGUAUUAAGUAUGAUGCUGAGAAAGAAGAAAAAUCCUUGCAGGAUAUUAAACAGAAAGAACUUUGCAGAAUUGAAGAAGCGCUUCAAAAAGCAGCAGAGAAAGAUAAGCCCAAAGAAGCAAAAAAGGAUACAUUUCUGGAAAAACUGGCAACUCAAGUAAUAAAAAAUGUUCAAGUGAAAAUUACAGACAUUCACAUUAAAUAUGAAGAUGAUGUCACGGAUCCAGAAAGGCCGCUUUCGUUUGGUGUCACCCUGAGAGAAUUUAGUCUCUUGACAACUAAUGAACACUGGACUCCAUGCAUUUUAAAUGAAGCAGAAAAAAUCAUAUACAAGCUCGUGAAGCUUGACAGUCUAAGUGCCUAUUGGAACGUUGGAUGCUGCAUGUCUUACCGUGGAUCGAGGGAGCACAUCUUGGAUCAACUGAAAUGUGAAAUUCUUACAAGUGCAAACAUCCCCCCAGACCAUCAAUACAUUUUCCAACCAAUAUCAGCCUCUGCAAAACUCUACAUGAAUCCUGGUGCAGAAUCAGAGCUCAAAACACCCAAACUUGAUGGGAAUGUGGAAGUACAGAAUAUUUCCAUUGAGCUGACGAAGCCUCAGUAUUUAAGUAUGAUUGACUUUUUGGAGUCUCUGGAUUAUAUGGUUAGAAAUGCGCCGUACAGGAAGUACAAACCUUGCUUACCACUUCACACCAACUGUCGGCAAUGGUGGAAAUAUGCUAUUGAUUCUGUUCUUGAAGUCCAUAUAAGAAGAUACACUCAGCCGUGGUCAUGGAGUAACAUAAAAAACCACAGGCAGUUACUCAAGAGUUACAAAAUGGCCUACAAAACCAAGUUAACACAAACCAAAGUCUCAGAAGAAAUACAGAAACAAAUUCAGGACUUGGAGAAGAGUCUAGAUGUUUUUAACAUAAUUUUAGUGAGACAACAAGCACAAGUUGAGGUCAUUCAUUCUGGGCAGAAAUUAAGGAAAAAGUCUGCAGAGGCAGGAGAGAAACGUGGCUGGUUUAGCGGGUUUUGGGGAAAGAAGGAAUCUAAGAAGAGAGAUGAAGAAUCAUCAGUCCCUGAGACCAUUGAUGACCUUAUGACACCAGAGGAAAAAGACAAGCUCUUCACUGCCAUUGGGUACAGUGAGAACACCUACAACUUUGCUUUGCCCAAGCAGUAUGUGGCCCAUAUACUGACUCUGAAGUUGGUGAGCACCUCUAUUGUAAUAAGAGAAAACAGGAAUGUUCCAGAAAUCUUGAGAAUCCAGAUAAUUGGCUUGGGUACUCAAGUAUCCCAGCGACCAGGAGCACAAGCAUUGAAGAUAGAAGCAAAAUUAGAACACUGGUACGUCACAGGCUUGCGACAACAAGACAUUGUGCCUUCACUGGUGGCUUCCAUUGGUGACACGACAUCAUCCUUGCUCAAAAUUGAGUUUGAAACCAACCCUGAGAACAGUCCUGCUGACCAGACUCUGAUCGUUCAGUCUCAGCCUGUGGAGGUCAUCUAUGAUGCUAAAACUAUCAAUGCUGUUGUUGAAUUCUUUCAGUCAAAUAAGGGUUUGGAUCUUGAGCAAAUUACAUCGGCAACAUUGAUGAAACUGGAAGAGAUUAAAGAGAGAACAGCUACAGGACUUACGCAUAUCAUUGAGACUCGGAAAGUUCUUGAUUUAAGGAUAAAUCUGAAGCCUUCUUAUCUAAUAAUUCCACAGACAGGUUUUCACCAUGAAAAGUCCAAUCUUCUUAUUUUAGAUUUUGGUACUUUUCAGCUCAACAGUAAAGACCAAGGUUCACAGAGGACGACUAAUUCAUCCCUUGAAGAAAUAAUAGACAAGGCAUAUGACAAGUUUGAUGUGGAAAUAAAGAGUGUGCAGUUGCUCUUUGCAAAAGCAGAGGAAAAUUGGAAAAAGUGUAGAUUCCAGCAUCCAUCAACCAUGCAUAUACUGCAGCCAAUGGAUAUUCAUGUUGAGUUGGCCAAGGCAAUGGUGGAGAAGGAUGUUAGAAUGGCCAAAUUUAAAGUAUCAGGAGGACUGCCUUUGAUGCAUGUGAGAAUUUCCGACCAGAAGAUAAAAGACUCGCUGUGUUUGAUUAACAGUAUACCCUUGCCACAGAAGUCAUCCACACAGUCUCCAGAGAGACAGGUAGCCUCCAUUCCUGUUCGCUCAGGCGGGACAAAAAGUCUUCUUGGGACUUCACUGUUGCUGGAUGGAAUGGAAUCAGAGUCUGAUGAGGAGUACUUUGAUGCUGAGGAUGGAGACGCGCAGGCUGCUAGAACUGUAAAAGCCUCAGAGCUGAAAAAAGCUUCUGAGGUUCCAAAUGAGGAGCUGGUUAGUCUCCUGCUAAAGUUUGAGAUUAGAGAGGUGAUUUUGGAGCUCACUAAACAACAGAAAGAAGAAGAGACAAUUUUAGUAUUUAAUGUCACUCAGUUAGGGACAGAAGCAACAAUGAGGACAUUUGACCUGACUGCAGUGUCCUAUUUGAGGAAAAUCAGCUUGGAUUACCAUGACAUUAAAGGAUCCAGAAAGAAGCCAGUUCACUUGAUUAGCUCUUCAGACAGACCUGGAUUAGAUCUUUUAAAAGUCGAGUACAUUAAGGUUGAUAGAAAUGGGCCUAGUUUUCAAACUACUUUUGAAAAAACUGAACAAACUGUUAAGGUGGCCUUUUCAUCUUUGAAUCUGUUGCUACAAACACAAGCUCUUCUGUCUUCCCUUAACUACUUGGCAACUGUCAUCCCAUCAGACAGUCAGAACACAGGUGUGGUCAAGGAGGUGCAGACCACAACUGAGAAACAAAAGAACUCUCCGCUGCAGAAAGUGAUGGUGCCCUCCAAAGAUAGUGAUGUGAUUGGCUUCAGGCUGUUUGCCAAACUGAAUGCUUUCUGUGUCACUGUCUGUGAUGAGAAGAACAAUAUUGCUGAAAUCAAGAUACAAGGCCUCGAUUCUUCCCUUUCUCUUCAGUCAAAGAAGCAGUCACUUUUUGCCAGGCUGGAAAACAUUAUUGUCACAGAUGUCGAUCCUAAAACAGUUCAUAAGAAAGCUGUAUCCAUAGUUGGAAAUGAAGUUUUUCGCUUUAACCUGGAUUUGUAUCCGGAUGCUACUGAAGGGGACUCCUACACUGACAUGUCCACUGUGGAUGGCAUGGUGGCACUGCACGUCGGCUGUAUCCAGAUUGUCUAUCUUCAUAAAUUCCUUAUGUCACUGCUGAGCUUCCUGAACAAUUUCCAGGUGGCCAAAGAGGCGCUGAGCGCAGCCACUGCCCAGGCUGCAGAAAAGGCAGCCACGAGUGUGAAGGACCUUGCCCAGAGGAGCUUCCGUCUUUCUGUCGAUAUUGAUUUGAAAGCACCAGUCAUUGUCAUUCCUCAGUCCUCCCUCUCCACCAACGCUGUCGUGGUAGAUCUUGGCCUAAUUAGAGUUCACAAUCAGUUCAGUCUGGUGUCUGGGGAAGAUGCCGUAAAUCCUCCAGUGAUCGACAAGAUGGAGGUGCAGCUUACGAAACUGAAACUCUCUAGGACAUCAAUCCAGCCAGGUGCAUCCCAUCCUGAUAUUCAGCUGUUGUACCCAAUUAACUUGGAGUUUUUUGUAAAUCGGAAUCUAGCUGCAAAUUGGUACCAUAAGGUGCCUGUUGUAGAAAUUAAAGGGCGUCUUGAUUCAAUGAAUGUUAGUUUAAAUCAAGAGGAUCUUAAUCUUCUGUUUAGAAUACUGGCAGAAAAUCUUGGUGAGGCCACUGAAGACUUGGAUAAAGGGAAAUCUAGAAUACAAGAGAUAGGCGAAACUACAGCAUGCCGAGAAGUCUCUACACCGCAGGAUGUACACACCACCCAAGGUGUGCCAGCAACCAGAGUGGAAGAGACCAGACCCGUAGACAUCAUUAAUGUACUGUUAAACUUUGAAAUUAAAGAGGUUGUGGUUACUUUGAUGAAGAAAGCAGAAAAGAAAGGAAGCCCCUUACAUGAACUGAAGAUCCUGCAUCUUGGGAUGGAGGCUAAAGUAAAAGCUCAUGACAUGACUGCUGAAGCAUACCUCCGAAAAAUUACUAUGCGGUGUUUUAGCUUCCCUGAUUCUAAAGGUGAGCCUCUGCACAUUGUCAACACCUCUGAUGUGUCUGAUGGAACCCUCCUGAAAAUGCUGUUCAUCAAGGCAGACAGUGAUGGACCAGACUUUAAGACCAUUCAUGAUAACACCAAACAGAAGCUGAAGGUUUCAUUUUCAUCCUUGGACUUGGUGCUUCAUUUGGAAGCUCUACUUUCCCUCAUGGAUUUUAUGUCAUCUGCUGUUCCAUCCUCUGACUCUUCUUCCUCUGAGAAGGAAUCUGAGCGAAAGCCACUUGUGGGGGAAUCCAGAAGUCUUGCCAUCAAAGCCGUACCCAGCUCUAAUGAGGGGGACAUGUUUGAUUUGAAGGUCACAGCUGAAUUAAAUGCCUUUAACAUCUUCAUUUGUGAUCAGAAGAGUCACAUAGCAGAAAUUAAAAUACAUGGAAUGGAUGCCUCUAUUUCUGUGAAGCCAAAGCAGACUGAUGUAUUUGCCAGACUUAAGAAUAUCAUAGUUAUGAAUGUCGAUUCACUGUCCAUUCACAAAAAGGCGGUCUCUAUUUUGGGAGAUGAAGUCUUCCGGUUCCAGAUGAGUCUGUAUCCAGAUGCCACAGAAGGAGAGAAUUAUGGCGAUAUGUCUAAAGUGGAUGGCAGACUUAGUCUUAAAGUGGGCUGUAUUCAGAUUGUCUAUGUUCAUAAGUUCUUCAUGUCUCUCUUGAGCUUCCUCAACAAUUUCCAAGCUGCCAAGGAAGCCUUGAGCACAGCCACAGCCCAGGCCGCAGAGAGAGCUGCAUCCAGUGUGAAGGACCUGGCCCAGAAGAGCUUCCGACUUCUGAUGGACAUUGAUUUGAAAGCACCUGUCAUCACUAUUCCCCAGUCUUCUGUGUCACCUAAUGUCGUUAUUGCAGAUCUGGGCCUGAUCAGAGUUGAGAACAAGUUUAGCUUAGUUUCUGUGGAGCAGCUCGCCCUUCCCCCAGUGGCCGACAAGAUGAGCAUUCAGCUGACUCAGCUGAAGCUGUCCAGAACUGUUCUACAGGCUGACUUGCCUCAGCAUGACAUUGAAAUCUUAAAACCAGUGAACAUGCUUUUGUCAAUACAGCGAAAUUUGUCGGCAGCGUGGUACACACAGAUUCCAGGCAUGGAGAUAAAAGGGAAGCUUAAGCCUAUGCAGGUUGCUCUCAGUCAAGAUGACUUGACAGUUUUAAUGAAAAUUCUGCUGGAAAACCUUGGGGAAGCUUCCUCACAACCAAGCCCUACCCAGUAUGCCCACGAGGCUGCAAGAAUGAAGAGAGAUGCUCGGAGUGGGCCUGACUAUUUUAAAGAACAAGAGCUGAGUGACCCAAAGCCCCCCGGGGACCGGACUGUCACUCUUCAGUUUGAUUUCCACUUUGACUCUCUUUCCAUCAUCCUUUACAACAACAGUGAGAGCUGCCAGGAGUCCGGGCUUUCAUUUCAUAAUGACAGUUUCCGUCUGGGUGAGCUCACACUACACCUGAUGGCUUCGGCUGGGAAGAUGUUCAAGGAUGGGUCUAUGAAUGUCAGCCUUAAACUUAAGACGUGUACUCUUGAUGAUCUCCGAGAAGGAAUCGAGAGAGCAACAUCCAGGAUGAUUGACAGAAAGAGUGACCAAAACAACAACAGUUCUAUGAUUGAUGUGAGUUAUAGCCAAGAUAAAAAUGGAAGCCAGAUCGAUGCUGUCCUUGACAAGCUGUAUGUGUGUGCCAGUGUGGAGUUUCUGAUGACUGUGGCUGAUUUCUUCAUCAAAGCUAUGCCUCAGAGUCCAGAAAACAUUGCAAAAGAAAUACAGAUUCCAUCAAGACAGGCUGCCGCAGGAAGAGUCAAGAUGGAGAAAGAUGACUCUGUGAGGCCAAAUAUGACUCUGAAGGCCAUGAUCACAGACCCAGAAGUGGUGUUUGUUGCCAACCUGACUAAGGCCGAUGCUCCUGCUCUCACAGCCUCAUUCCAGUGCAACCUCUCCCUCUCAACGUCCAAACUCGAGCAGAUGAUGGAAGCUUCUGUGAGAGACCUGAAAGUGCUUGCCUGCCCUUUCCUCAGAGAAAGGAGAGGGCAGAGCAUCACCACGGUAUUACAACCCUGCUCUUUAUUUAUGGAAAAGUGCACAUGGGCUUCAGGGAAACAAAACAUAAACAUUGUGGUUAAAGAAUUCAUAAUUAAGAUCUCACCUAUAAUCCUUAAUACUGUGAUGACAAUCAUGGCUGCUAUGUCUCCAAAGACCAAAGAAGAUGAAUGGAAAGACACUGCUAAGGAGACGGAUGAUCUCUGGGCUGUCAAAUCUAUUACUGAUUAUAACUCUUGGUUUCUCGGGGUUGACAUGGCAACAGAAGUAACAGAAAAUUUCAGAGACUUUGAACAUCCAUCAAUAGAGGAAAAUUGUGUGGUUGCUGUGGAGUCAGUUCAAGUCACCUUAGAAUGUGGCCUUGGGCAUCGCACCGUGCCCCUGUUAUUGGCAGAGUCCAAGUUCUCUGGAAAUAUUAAAAACUGGACUUCUCUAAUGGCUGCUGCUGCUGACAUGACACUAGAGGUUCACUAUUAUAAUGAAACCCAUGCCGUCUGGGAGCCACUGAUUGAAAGAGUGGAGGGGAAAACACCAUGGAGCUUAAAGCUUAACGUAAAGAAGAGCCCAAUCCAGGAUAAAAGUCUGAUGCCAGGAGAUGAUUUUAUUCCUGAGCCACAAACCGCAGUUCAUAUUUCUUCAGGAGCUACGAUGAAUAUCACAAUAUCCAAAAGUUGUCUUAAUGUUUUCAACAAUUUAGCAAAAGGUUUCUCUGAGGGAGCGGCUUCUACUUUUGACUAUUCUCUGAAAGACAGGGCUCCUUUCACAGUCAGAAACGCCCUGGGUGUUCCGACGAAGGUGCAGCCUAAUCGAAGCCUCAGGGUGGCAGGUUCCCCUGAGAAGACCGACAUUUAUGAUGUGGGUGCUGGUCAGUAUUUGGAGCUGGACUAUGCCAGCCUGGAGCCUUCGCGUCAAGGAAAGCUGUCAGUCCUGAGCCGGCAGGAGAGCACGCUCUUUACACUGACCUUUGUACCAUAUGGUUAUACAGAAGUGGCUAGUGUUCCUGUUGCCAGGCCUGGCCGGAGAUUGUAUAAUGUGCGGAAUCCCAGUGCCAGCCGGUCGGAUUCCGUGUUGGUGCAGAUUGACGCAACAGAAGGCAACAAGGUCGUCACUCUCCGCUCGCCUCUGCAGAUAAAAAACCACUUCUCGAUAGCAUUUAUCAUCUACAAAUUUGUCAAGAAUGUUAAGCUGUUGGAGCGCAUUGGAAUAGCUAGCCCUGAGGAAGAGUUCCAUGUCCCUUUGGAUUCCUAUAGAUGCCAGUUGUAUGUUCAGCCAGCUGGCGGCUUAGAGCAGCAGUAUACUCAGUCUACCACGUACAUUUCCUGGAAGGAAGAGCUUCACCGCAGCACGGAGGUCAGGUGCAUGCUGCAGUGUCCUGCAGUAGAAGUCAGCUUCCUACCACUCAUCGUCAACACAGUCGCCCUGCCCGAUGAGCUGAGCUACAUCGGUGCCCACGGGGAAGACUGGGAUCCGGCCUACAUUAUUCAUCUGUACCCUCCUCUCACCUUGCGGAACCUUCUCCCGUAUUCAUUAAGAUAUUUACUUGAGGGAACUGCAGAAACUCACGAGCUGGCAGAAGGCAGCUCUGCUGACGUUCUGCACUCGCGAAUCAGUGGAGAGAUCAUAGAGCUAGUGCUGGUGAAAUACCUGGGCAAGAACUGGAAUGGACACUUCCGCAUUUGUGACACACUUCCCGAGUUCUUCCUCGUCUGCUUUUCCUCAGACACCGCGGAAGUGAUGACAGUUGACCUGUCAGUUCACGUCAGGCGAAUUGGCUGCCGAAUGGAGCUGUCUGUCUUUAGUCCCUAUUGGCUAAUCAACAAAACUUCUCGGGUUCUCCAGUAUCGCUCCGAGGAGAUACAUGUUAAACACCCAGCCGAUUUCAGGGACAUCAUUUUAUUCUCUUUCAAGAAGAAGAACAUUUUUAGUAAAAACAAGGUACAGUUAAAAAUUUCAACCAGUGCCUGGUCUAAUGGUUUCUCACUGGACACCGUGGGGAGUUAUGGGUGUGUGAAGUGCCCUGCCACCAAUAUGGAAUACCUGGUCGGGGUCAGCAUCAAAAUGAGCAGCUUUAACCUCUCUCGCAUUGUCACUCUGACUCCCUUCUGCACGGUUGCAAACAAGUCCUCUCUAGAACUGGAAGUUGGAGAGAUUGCUCCAGAUGGUUCCAUACCAACCAACAAAUGGCACUACGUUGCUUCUUCAGAGUGCAUUCCAUUUUGGCCUGAAAAUUUGUCUGGCAAGCUUUGUGUGAGAGUGGUGGGCUUCGAAGGCUCUUCCAAGCCAUUCCUUUACAAUCGACAAGACAAUGGCACUUUAUUGAGCUUAGAAGAUCUGAAUGGAGGUAUCUUGGUGGAUAUAAACACUGCUGAACACUCAACGGUCAUAACCUUCUCUGACUAUCAUGAGGGAUCUGCACCUGCUUUGAUAAUGAACCACACACAGUGGGACGUCCUCACGUAUAAACAGAGUGGGUCACAGGAGGAACUAGUAUUGCUGCCAGGACAAACUCGACUCUUUGCCUGGGCAGAUCCCACGGGCACCAGGAGACUCACUUGGAACUAUGCGGCUAACUUUGGGGAGCAUGAUCUCUUAAAGGAUGAGUGUGGUCAGUUUCCAUAUGAUGCGAACAUCCAGAUACACUGGGUGUCCUUCCUUGAUGGGCGCCAGAGGGUUCUGCUUUUCACAGAUGACGUGGCUUUGGUUUCCAAAGCACUCCAAGCCGAAGAAAUGGAACAGGCUGAUCACGAAAUAGCCUUGUCGCUCCACAGUCUAGGGCUCUCUCUGGUUAACAAUGAAAGCAAGCAGGAAGUCUCAUAUAUUGGAAUCACCAGCUCAGGUGUUGUUUGGGAGAUGAAGCCAAAACAGAAAUGGAAACCAUUUAGUCAGAAGCAGAUAAUGCUGCUGGAGCAGUCCUAUCAGAAGCAUCUUGCAUCACAAGACCGUGGCUGGAUUAAGCUGGAGAGUAACUUUGAGGUCAAUUUUGACAAAGUUCCAAUGGAAAUGCGUCUUCCUAUCCGGUGCCCUAUUAAACGGGACUUCUUAUCUGGGAUACAGGUUGAGUUUAAGCAGUCUCCUCACCAGAGAAGCCUAAGGGCCCGGCUAUACUGGCUCCAGGUUGAUAAUCAGUUACCAGGCACAAUGUUCCCAGUGGUAUUUCAUCCCGUGGCUCCUCCUAAAUCUAUUGCUUUGGAUUCAGAACCCAAGCCUUUCAUCGAUGUGAGUGUAAUUACGAGGUUCAAUGAGUACAGUAAAGUCUUACAGUUCAAGUAUUUUAUGGUUCUCAUCCAGGAAAUGGCCUUAAAGGUUGAUCAGGGGUUCCUCGGGGCUGUUAUUGCUCUGUUUACCCCUACAAGUGAUCCUGAGGCUGAAAGAAAACGGACAAAGUUAAUCCAACAAGAUAUUGAUGCUCUCAACACAGAGUUGAUGGAGUCUUCAAUGACUGAUAUGUCAAUCCUGAGUUUCUUUGAACAUUUCCACAUUUCCCCUGUUAAGUUACAUUUGAGUCUGUCUUUGGGAUCUGGAGGUGAGGAGUCAGACAAAGAGAAACAGGAAAUGAUUGCAAUUCAUUCUGUGAACCUGCUGUUGAAAAGCAUAGGUGCCACUCUGACGGAUGUGGAUGACCUCAUAUUCAAACUUGCUUACUAUGAGAUUCGCUAUCAGUUUUACAAGAGAGAUCAGCUCAUGUGGAGCGUCGUCAGACACUACAGUGAACAGUUCUUGAAGCAGAUGUAUGUGCUUGUAUUGGGCUUAGACGUGCUUGGAAACCCAUUUGGACUGAUCAGGGGCCUGUCAGAAGGAGUUGAAGCACUGUUCUAUGAGCCCUUCCAGGGUGCUGUCCAAGGUCCUGAAGAGUUUGCUGAAGGAUUAGUGAUUGGGGUGAGAAGUCUCUUUGGACACACUGUAGGUGGUGCAGCAGGAGUUGUAUCUCGAAUCACCGGUUCUGUUGGGAAAGGCCUGGCAGCGAUUACAAUGGACAAAGAAUAUCAGCAGAAGAGAAGAGAGGAGAUGGGUCGACAGCCUAAAGAUUUUGGAGACAGUCUUGCCAGAGGAGGGAAGGGCUUCCUGCGUGGAGUUGUUGGAGGGGUGACUGGAAUAAUAACAAAGCCUGUGGAAGGUGCCAAGAAGGAGGGCGCUGCCGGCUUCUUUAAAGGAAUUGGAAAAGGGCUUGUGGGUGCUGUGGCUCGGCCAACUGGCGGGAUCAUAGAUAUGGCUAGCAGCACCUUCCAAGGCAUUCAGAGGGUAGCAGAGUCAACUGAGGAGGUGUCCAGCCUCCGCCCACCUCGCCUGAUCCAUGAAGAUGGUAUCAUCCGUCCAUAUGACAGGCAGGAAUCUGAGGGCUCCGACCUACUAGAGAACCAUAUCAAGAAGUUGGAGGGCGAGGCCUACCAGUUCCACUGUGCUGUUCCUGGGAACAAGAGGGCUGUCCUUAUGAUUACAAACAGGCGAGUACUGUUUAUAAAGGAAGUUGAAAUCCUAGGCCAUAUGUCUGUGGACUGGCAGUGUCUGUUUGAAGAUUUUGUGUGUCCUCCUGAAGUCAGUGAAAAUCUGCUGAAGAUUUCAGUUAAGGAGCAGGGUCUGUUUCAUAAAAAAGACAGUGCCAAUCUAGGCUAUCUUCGGAAAAUUUACCUGAAGGAUCCCGUCACAGCCAAGAGAGCCUUUGAUGCCAUUGAGACUGCACAGUCAGCAAGGCAGCAGCAGAAGCUGAUGAGGCAGUCUUCAGUGAAGCUCCUCAGGCCCCUGGUUCCAUCUUGACCAUGGACUUUACAAGGCUUCUGAGAGAGAAACAGUCGCUUCAGAGGUCCAGCUGAAGAGAACAUUUCUAACAAUUCCUCAGUUCUGCUUUUUUUUUUUUUUUUUGACUCUUAAUUUUGAGUCUUGGUUUUGCAAUUCUGCAUAUAUUAGGACUCUACUGCUACAUGUGUAGGUCAGACCUCAAAGAAAGACCAUUUCGGCUCGGAGAGACUUGUUCAUUAAUAUUAAAAUUGUGAAGCAAAGAGUGGUGGGCUUGUUUUUAAUUAGUCUUUACUGAAGAAAGAAGAUUUUAAAACAAGUAGUGUUCUUCAAAAGGUUUUAGCCAGACAAAUAGUGGACAUUCUGACAUUUGUUUAAAGGUAAUUUGUGCAAUAAUUGAACUAAGAGAACACUUUUUGUAAACCAGUCAAUUGACUGAAGAAAUGCACCUACAGGAGAGAUGGUGCAUUGUCUGUGUUCUUUUUAUGAAAA